UGUCUUGAAACAAACCCCAAAAUCGCACCAUUUUCAACUCUCUCUCUCUCUAACACAGAGUUCUAUUUUGAGCUUAACAGUUAACACUGAAGAGAUAGCAACACAGCAUUUUUGAACUCCACACACACAGAGACACUUUCCGUAUAUAAUAUACAUACUAUAGAUAUAUAGACAUAAUCAUCUGUCUAUUUACAUUUUGUUGUAUGUAUGAAUUAUUCAUUAAAAGUGAGCUUACUGUAAGAAUAGAGAAAUGUACAGAUCGGAGCUGACGGAGGUUUCCGGCGAGGUAAGGUCGCCGGAGGUGUGUUCCGGCAAUAACAGCGGCAAUGUGCGACCGACGACGAGUGAAACAGUUUCGCCGUUGACAGUAUCAGCUUCGUUCAAGGAAGGGAAGACUUACCGAAGAAGAACGUCGAUGAGGCCAAGCCUUGACGCAGACGAGUUCUUAAACCUUCUCCACGGGUCGGAUCCGGUGAAGUUGGAGCUUAAUCGACUGGAGAAUGAAGUAAGAGAUAAGGACCGGGAAUUGUGUGAGGCUCAGGCGGAGAUCAAGGCGUUGAGGUUCUCAGAGCGCUUACGAGAAAAGGCUGUUGAAGAGCUUACGGCCGAGUUGUCAAGGGUUGACGAAAAGCUGAAGGUGACAGAAUCUCUUCUGGAAAGCAAGAAUCUUGAAAUUAAGAAAAUUAAUGAAGAGAAAAAGGCAUCCAUGGCAGCUCAGUUUGCAGCAGAAGCCACCCUUCGAAGGGUUCAUGCUGCUCAAAAAGACGAUGAUAUGCCUCCAAUUGAAGCCAUUCUUGCGCCUUUGGAGGCUGAGCUCAAGCUUGCUCGUCAGGAGAUUGCAAAGCUACAAGAUGAUAAUAAAGCACUGGACCGUCUUACUAAGUCAAAAGAGGCAGCUCUACUUGAUGCUGAGAGAACUGUGCAGUCAGCAUUAGCAAAGGCUUCUAUGGUGGAUGACCUUCAGAACAAGAACCAGGAAUUGAUGAAACAGAUAGAAAUAUGCCAGGAAGAAAAUAAAAUACUGGACAGAAUGCAUCGACAAAAGGUUGCAGAGGUUGAAAAGCUUACCCAAACUGUACGUGAGCUUGAAGAGGCUGUUCUUGCUGGCGGUGCUGCUGCUAAUGCUGUCCGGGAUUACCAACGAAAAGUUCAAGAGAUGAAUGAAGAAAGAAAAACUCUUGAUCGGGAGCUAGCACGUGCCAAGGUAACCGCUAAUAGGGUUGCAACCGUGGUUGCUAAUGAGUGGAAAGAUGCCAAUGAUAAAGUAAUGCCUGUUAAACAGUGGCUUGAAGAAAGGAAGUUUGUGCAGGGUGAGAGGCAGCAGUUACGUGACAAGCUUGCAAUCACUGAACGAGCUGCAAAGUCCGAAGCCCAGUUGAAAGAGAAAUAUCAUCUCAGGCUCAAGGUCCUCGAAGAGACAUUGAGAUCGACUAGCGCAGGUGCUCGCAGUACACCAGAUGGUAGAAGUUCAAGCAACGGCCCUUCCCGUCGGCAAUCACUGGGUGGAGCUGAAAACAUCUCCAAAUUGUCCUCGAAUGGCUUUUUACCCAAGAGAUCACCAUCAUUUCAGCUGAGAUCUUCUGGGGCCAGUACAGUGUUGAAGCAUGCAAAAGGGACAUCUAAGUCGUUUGAUGGUGGCUCAAGAUCAUUGGACAGGACUAAAAACCUUCUGAAUGGAACAGGUCCAAAUUUCAAUAGCAGCAAGUCCUGUGAUGGGACUAAGGAUAAUGAGACUGCGAACAGUUCAUGGAAAGCGAAUCAAGAUGAAAAACACAAUGAUUCCCAAGUGACAGGAACAGAGGAUACUGUCCCUGGAGUAUUAUAUGAUUUGCUGCAAAAAGAAGUAAUUGCUUUGAGGAAAGCUGGUCAUGAGAAGGAUCAAAGUCUUAAUGAUAAAGACGACGCUAUUGAGAUGUUAGCAAAGAAAGUAGAGACUUUAACAAAAGCCAUGGAAGUCGAGGCCAAAAAGAUGAGAAGGGAAGUCGCUGCGAUGGAGAAGGAAGUUGCUGCCAUGCGUGUUGAGAAACAACAAGAAAAUAGAGCCAAAAGAUUUGCCAAUUCCAAGGGUCCAGUGAACAGUUCUCAGCUACUUCCAGGAAGGAGUGUAGCACGGAAUGGGUCAAUGCGAGGCACACAAUAACAUUCGCGGACAACCCCAUAGACAGCUGUAAGAAGCAAUUCUGCAUAGGCUUGCUGUCAUCUGCAUACUUUUACAAUUCUCCUAUUUUCUAACAAGCAUGCCAACGCCUCUAUUCUCUGCUUUCUGAAAGUGGCAAGAUAGAGAUCUCUCCAAACAUGGGAGGACAACAGGUGAUAUUUUGGUGUGCUUCUAACAUACGUUAUGACGCAAGUCUGCUUAGGAAUCGGCAGGAGGUUCUAGCUAUCAAAGUUGAACUAACUUUUUGGCAGAACAUUUUAAGCUGUGGUUUUGUAGUUGUAUAGAUAGCUUGUCAGCAUUUACUUUGCCCUGUUUUCUUUUCCCCAUCUUGUUUGCAGUCAAUAGUAGUAAUCUGCAGCUCUAGUGUGAUAUCUUCUUGUUCAGGUUUGUCAAUAUUCUUGUAAUCAGAUGAAGAUCAGAAGUUUUUGCCCCCUUGAACGUGUUGCAUUUUUGUGUACUAUUCUGGACCCUGAUAUUUCAAUUAAAGUUGAGUAUUUCUGGUCA
Nicotiana attenuata is the source of this 2662-nucleotide messenger RNA. RefSeq names its product microtubule-associated protein 70-2-like. Bases 251 to 2140 code for a protein of 629 amino acids. The transcript has 11 exons. Gene Ontology annotation, molecular function: microtubule binding. The record is from RefSeq and is a predicted model, not a curated record. Gene Ontology annotation, biological process: cytoskeleton organization. NCBI's taxonomy places the organism in Eukaryota, Viridiplantae, Streptophyta, Magnoliopsida, Solanales, Solanaceae.